This is a messenger RNA of Drosophila eugracilis, 1689 nucleotides long. RefSeq names its product selenocysteine-specific elongation factor (gene eEFSec). Gene Ontology annotation, molecular function: GTP binding; GTPase activity; translation elongation factor activity. The record is from RefSeq and is a predicted model, not a curated record. The transcript has 2 exons. Gene Ontology annotation, biological process: selenocysteine incorporation. Bases 102 to 1640 code for a protein of 512 amino acids. Lineage: Eukaryota; Metazoa; Arthropoda; Insecta; Diptera; Drosophilidae.
CUGUUAUUGAUUUUCAUACUAUCGAAAAUCUACCAUCUCAAUUUAGUUUUUCAAGCGGUCUCCUGAUUUUUUUAAUGAUUUUAUAUUAGACUGAGCAAAAAAUGCCCAUUAACUUUAAUAUUGGCCUACUCGGUCAUGUGGACAGCGGAAAGACCACUUUGGCCAAGGCCUUAAGCUCAAUUUCCAGUACAGCCGCCUUCGACAAGAAUCCACAAUCCGUAGAGCGAGGAAUUACCUUGGAUUUGGGAUUCAGUGCCGUUUUGUUAGAGGCUCCUUCCAGUUUGCCACAAGGACAACAGCUCCAGUUUACUUUUGUCGACUGUCCGGGCCAUGCAAGUCUUAUUCGUACUAUUAUAGGAGGUGCUCAGAUCAUCGAUCUAAUGCUUCUCGUGGUGGACGCACAGAAAGGCAUUCAAACCCAGACAGCGGAGUGUCUAAUAAUUGGAGAGCUCCUGCAGAAAAAACUUAUUGUUGUGAUCAACAAAAUAGAUGUUUAUCCAGAGAAUCAGAGAGAUGAAAAGAUAGAAAAGCUUAAAUCGCGCCUUACGAAGACAUUGGAAGCUACUAGUUUCGGUGGUCGAGUGCCAAUGUAUGCUGUUUCUGCUCUCGAAGGAACCCAUAUCACAGAGUUAAGAAAUAGACUGAGAGAUGCCUUUUUUCAGCCUCAAAGAAACGUAACCGAUCCGCUGCUCAUGUACGUUGAUCACUGUUUCCCAAUAAAAGGACAGGGAACCGUCUGCACAGGAACUCUGCUCCAGGGAAAGGUUCAGGUGAACGAUGUUAUAGAGCUUCCAGCUCUGGGAGAGCAAAGGAAAGUCAAAUCCAUGCAGAUGUUCCGCCAGAACGUGAUCACCGCCUCCAUGGGGGAUAGAAUUGGACUUUGUGUCACACAGUUUAAUGCCAAACAGCUGGAACGUGGUGUCAUCGCCCAGCCGGGUUACCUAAAACCCACCUACGCUGUGUGCCUGCAACUCAAACCAAUUCGCUAUUAUAAACAGACCAUAAAAUCACAGAGCAAGCUGCACAUCUCAGUGGGACAUGACACAGUGAUGGCCAAUGUCACCUUGUUUCGGGAUACGAACCACCAAACUCAAGGCUUUCAACUAGACAAGGAGUACGAUUACCUGGAGGAAAUUCUGCCUGCGGAUGUUCAAUGCACUGAUACGAUCUAUGCCCUUUUGCAGUUUGAAACCCCUGUUCUGACACCUCCAAAUUCGACUUUGAUUGCGUCUAAACUGGAUAUGGAUGUUCAUAGUAGCAGCUGUCGUUUGGCCUUUUGGGGACACAUUGCCUGGCAAACUCAGUGUGCAAAUUUCAUCCAAGACGAGCUACCAAAAUUUGGCAUCUUCAAGCGGAAACAGAAAGUGGGAAACAUUCAGCGAGUGGUUAAUGCCAAUGAAGUGAUAGUUCAAAAUCUUUUUAAGAAGGAGGCAAAACGUGAUCAGUACGUAGGCAAGUUAGUGGAGCUUUCGUCCGGAGAAAAGGGUUGCAUAGAUCGUACUUUUGGUCAGACAUCAAAAGUAGCAAUAACUUUUAAGGAAGCUCUUUCGCCCGAAACAAUUGCCAAUAUUAAGCAUGUUCAGGUUUUACUUAACUGUAAGAAGUAUAUAUUUAAUAAACAGGCGGGCCUGUUUCAAUGACAAAAUAAUGAUCAAACAUUUCGUUAAGUUUUUAUUUUAUCGGCACUUA